Messenger RNA from Oncorhynchus mykiss (rainbow trout), 6332 nucleotides. NCBI's taxonomy places the organism in Eukaryota, Metazoa, Chordata, Actinopteri, Salmoniformes, Salmonidae. The record is from RefSeq and is a predicted model, not a curated record.
ACAAAAUAGAAGAAGAAGAAGGCGAACGUGAACGGCUAGUGCUUUGGUUUGUUUACGUCGUGAAUAUAAAAUGUCACAAUUACAGUUCUUGAAUGUGUUUAUUACCGAACGAUUAACAGCGGUAGCUAUGGAGAUAUCCGUUGUACUUGAACAAAAUAUAGGCGAGUACCUGGAAGAAAUCUCCCGUUCAAACGAGGAGAACAAACGUCUACAGAGCCUGUUGGAUUUGGUUUUCAACUCCGAAAUCAAGUUACACCGCGAAGACUCCCAGCAGCUCUCUUUUCCUGUCUCUGAAGAGGAGGUUCCACAUGAGCAGCAGCACUGUGAGCAGGAGAGUAGCCCCCGUCAGUGGCAGGAGGACCCAGAGCCCACACAGAUUAAAGAGGAACAGGAGGAACUCAGGACCAGUCAAGUGAGGCUGGAACCUGAUACCAAAGACAUCUUAAUCCCUGCCUGUAUGAAAAGUGACUAUAAACAGGACCCACCUCUGCCCUCACAUCUUGACCAAACCUUGGAGAACAGAGAGAGGGACUCUCUACCCACCAACACAACUGAACAGAACAAAACAGAACCUGAUGGAGAGGAUUACAGCAUAUCAGAACCAACCAGGGACUCUCAGCUCCUCUCUGAAGCCCAGGUAGAAAACAUAGAACAAUGUGUUGAUGGGAUGGAGAGACCCAUUCCCCCUCCCUUCUCUCCAGACUCCCAGCAGCCCUCUCUCCCUGUCUCUAAAGAGGAGGUUCCCCCAGAGCAGCAGGAGAGAAGUCCCAGGCUGGGUCUGGAGGAACCAGAGCCCACAAAACAAGAGGAACUCUGGAUGAAUAAGGAGGAACAGAAGCUGGAAUCUGACAGCAGAGUAUCAGAACCAACCAGUGAUUCUCAGCUCCUCUCUGCAGUAAAUCCAGACUGUUCUGCAGCUCUGGGUGAAAACGGAGUAUGUGUUGAUGGGGCAGUGGAGAUGCUUAUUCUUAUUCUCCUCCCUCCACACUCCCAGCAGCUCUCUCUCCCUGUCUCUGAAGAGGAGGUUCACCCUGAACAGCAGCACUGUGAGCAAGAGUGGAGCCCCAGUCAGGGGCAGGAGGACCCAAAGCCCACACAGAUUAAAGAGGAACAGGAGGAACUCAGGACCAGUCAAGAGGAAGACCAGCCUCAAGGUCUGGAGUCUGAAAUCAGAGUAUUAGAACCAACCAGCCUCUGCAGAGUUUUAGAACCAACCAGUCUUUGCAAAGUAUUAGAAUCAACGUCUGUAGCAAAUCCAGACUGUUCUGCAGCUAAGAGGGAAAAGAUAGAAGAAUAUGUUGAUGGGUUGGAGAGACCCAUUCUACCUUCCAACCCUCCAGAACUCCCUGUCUUUGAAGAGGAGGUUCCCCCUGAGCAGCAAGAGAGGAGCCCCAGUCUGCAGCAGGAGGACCCAGAGCCCACAAAGGUUAAAGACAAACGGGAGGAAUUCGGGACCAGGCAGGAGGAAGAGCAGCUUUACAUUGGGCUAUCAGAAUCAACAAGCCUUUGUAGAGUAUCAGAACCAACCCUCUCUGCAGCAAAUCCAGACUGUUCUGAAGCCCAGGUAGGAAACAUAGAAGAACAUGUUGAUGGGAUGGAGAGACCCAUUCCCCCUCACUUCUCUCCAGACUCCCAGCAGCCCUCUCUCCCUGUCUCUAAAGAGGAGGUUCCCCCAGAGCAGCAGGAGAGAAGUCCCAGGCUGGGUCUGGAGGAACCAGAGCCCACAAAACAAGAGAAACUCUGGAUGAAUCAGGAGGAACAGCAGCUGGAAUCUGACAGCAGAGUAUUAGAACCAACCAGCCUCUGCAGAGUUUUAGAACCAACCAGUCUUUGCAAAGUAUUAGAAUCAACGUCUGUAGCAAAUCCAGACUGUUCUGCAGCUAAGAGGGAAAAGAUAGAAGAAUAUGUUGAUGGGUUGGAGAGACCCAUUCUACCUUCCAACCCUCCAGAACUCCCUGUCUUUGAAGAGGAGGUUCCCCCUGAGCAGCAAGAGAGGAGCCCCAGUCUGCAGCAGGAGGACCCAGAGCCCACAAAGGUUAAAGACAAACGGGAGGAAUUCGGGACCAGGCAGGAGGAAGAGCAGCUUUACAUUGGGCUAUCAGAAUCAACAAGCCUUUGUAGAGUAUCAGAACCAACCCUCUCUGCAGCAAAUCCAGACUGUUCUGAAGCCCAGGUAGGAAACAUAGAAGAACAUGUUGAUGGGAUGGAGAGACCCAUUCCCCCUCCCUUCUCUCCAGACUCCCAGCACCCCUCUCUCCCUGUCUCUAAAGAGGAGGUUCCCCCAGAGCAGCAGGAGAGAAGUCCCAGGCUGGGUCUGGAGGAACCAGAGCCCACAAAACAAGAGAAACUCUGGAUGAAUCAGGAGGAACAGCAGCUGGAAUCUGACAGCAGAGUAUCAGAACCAACCAGUGACUCUCAGCUCCUCUCUGCAGUAAAUCCAGACUGUUCUGCAGCUCAGAGUCAAAACGGUAAAGUUCAUCAGAGUCCCAGCACUUCUUCAGAACAAGGUUCUAGUAACGUGGAAUCAAAUGAAGCAUCUAGUUUCUCUACCUGGAGUGAGGAAAACAUCUCCGUAACAGACAGCAACUCUUCAGACAGUAGCUCCUGCACUAAAGAAGACUCUGAGGCACGUAAACCAGCGAAGAGAACAUGCCACUCUAGUGGUGUGGUGAAUGAACCAUCUGAUUUGUCCAACUUAUGUGAUGAAAACAACCCGGGGACUGAGAUCAGCCCUUCAGACGGCAACAAAGACAUGAACAUCCAAACAGACUCUGGGGCUCAUAAUCCAGCUAAGAGGAUAUGUCAGAGGGUGCAGAGUGCUUCACCAGAGGUUGUGUGCAGUAGGGUGACUACCCCAUCAGCAGCUCCAAGCUCCACACACGUCAUACCAACGUCUGUAACCGACAGUAGAAGGUCUAAGAAACAGUGUUGUCGGUACUGUGGAAAGGCUUAUGUUAAAAUCGCGAGACACCUGCGGAUUGUGCAUCGGGAUGAAGUGGACGAGGCCUUCAGCUUUAGAAAGAAGUCCAGAGAGAGAAAAGUCUUACGUCUUCAGAAUAAAAAGGGAGGCGUUGUGCGUAAUGCUGCCGUAGCAAGACGUGGGAGUGGAGAGAUGGCCUCCUGUUCCCGUCCCAAAGUGCCAGGAUCCACUCCAUGUUACACCCACUGCUUGCACUGUCAAGGUCUGUACAUUCGAAAGUCACUACGGAAGCAUGUCAGAUACUGCCCUCUGAACCCCAAAGCUGAAGAACCAAAACCUGGACCAAAGAUGAGGAUUCAGUCAGCGAUGGCGUUUAAGAUGUGUCCUCAACCCGACUACGUCAGCACAGGUCUUUGGAAGAUAGUUUGUGGUAUGAACUCCGACCGAGUUUCAUUUGUGGUUAGAAAUGACAAAUGUAUCCUCCUCAUGGGAGAGGAGCUGUACAACCAACCACAGCCAGAUGACAGAAGAAACCGAUACAUUCAACGAAGAAUGAGAGAGGUGGCAAGACUCCUCAUCACGGCCAGGACGUGUACACCUCUGAUGUGCUUUGAGGACUUGGUCAUACCUAGUAAUUUACCUCACGUCAUCACGGCAGUGAGAGCUGUUGCUGGCUACAACGAGGAGAACAAAACGUACGACCGUCCGACCCUGGCUGUUCAAAUGGGAUACAACUUAAUGAACAUUGGCAGCGCUGUGGAAUCCUGUGCACUGACGUCAGGACGACACAAAGUCGCGGAGUCUGCUGGCAAAUUCAAAAGUUUCAAGUGGAAUGAGGUUGUUUUGGCUGGAGCACUGUCCACUCUCAGUGAAUCCCAAAAUAAAUGUCCACAGCCGACCCCUGUCACACAGGCGCCUGGCCAGCCGACCCGUUGCACAGGCACCCAGCCGACCCCUGUCACACAGGCGCCUGGCCAGCCGACCUGUUGCACACGCACCCAGCCGACCCCUGUCACACAGGCGCCUGGCCAGCCGAACUGUUGCACACGCACCCAGCCGACCCCUGUCACACAGGCGCCUGGCCAGCCGACCUGUUGCACACGCACCCAGCCGACCCCUGUCACACAGGCGCCUGGCCAGCCGACCUGUUGCACACGCACCCAGCCGACCACUGUAACACAGGCGCCUGGCCAGCCGACCCGUUGCACACGCACCCAGCCGACCCGUCGCACACGCACCCAGCCGACCCGUCGUACAGGCACCCAGCCGACCCGUCGCACAGGCACCGAGCCGACCCGUCGCACAGGCACCCAGCCGACCCGUCGCACAGGCACCCAGCCUACCCGUCGUACACGCACCCAGCCGACCCGUCGCACACGCACCCAGCCGACCCGUAGCACAGGCACCCAGCCGACCCGUCGCACAGGCACCCAGCCGACCCGUCGCACAGGCACCCAGCCGACCCGUCGCACAGGCACCGAGCCGACCCGUCGCACAGGCACCGAGCCGACCCGUCGCACAGACACCCAGCCGACCCGUCGCACAGGCACCCAGCCGACCCGUCGCACAGGCACCCAGCCGACCCGUCGCACAGGCACCCAGCCGACCCGUCGCACAGGUGCCCAGCCAACCCAAAGCAACACUGUGAGAUCAAAGUGGAUCGUUGAUGAGGUAGCAGCAUUAGAGAAACACAUGAUGCCGUUCAUAAAGAGUGGCCAAGUUCCUGAAAAGAAGGACUGCCUCAAAUGCCUCCAGUCAGAACCUGUGGCGCUCAAAAGCAGAAACUGGUCGGGCAUUAAGUUUUAUGUAAAUAGAGUCAAACAGAGACAGAGUACUGCAGGGAAUUCAGAGGGCAGCACCCCUGACCUGGACUCAAACUCAGGUCCAGAGACUGGCAACCCAACACCUUAGCCAAACAAAAUGUUAUUGUUCUUUGACUCAAUAAUUGGUGCAUUCUGGGUGUGCUAUAAAGUUCAGACGUUAUGGGCAGAGUUAAAAAUCUGACUGGCAACCCAACACCUUAGCCAAACAAAAUGUUAUUGCUCUUUGACUCAAUAAUUGGUGCAUUCUGGGUGUGCUAUAAAGUUCAGACGUUAUGGGCAGAGUUAAAAAUCUGACUGGCAACCCAACACCUUAGCCAAACAAAAUGUUAUUGCUCUUUGACUCAAUAAUUGGUGCAUUCUGGGUGUGCUAUAAAGUUCAGAAGUUAUGGGCAGAGUUAAAAAUCUGACUGGCAACCCAACACCUUAGCCAAACAAAAUGUUAUUGUUCUUUGACUCAAUAAUUGGUGCGUUCUGGGUGUGCUAUAAAGUUCAGACGUUAUGGGCAGAGUUAGAAAUCUGUCUGUCAACCCAACACCUUAGCCAAACAAAAUGUUAUUGCUCUUUGACUCAAUAAUUGGUGCAUUCUGGGUGUGCUAUAAAGUUCAGAAGUUAUGGGCAGAGUUAGAAAUCUGACUGUCAGAGGUUUACAAUGUAAGUUUACUUUUAAUCUGUCUAUAUGCAUAUUUCAAGACAUGGCAUGUGGGGGUGCCGUUAGAUAACCAAUGGGUUGGACAAUAUUAUUUUACUUGAAUACUGGAAGUCAAAUUAUACUCCAACAUUAAGAGAAUGAAAGAAUCAAACAUUUUUAUUAUUUAAAAAUAUUGAAUACGAUCUUUCUACAGACAGAAACAACACGACGAUUUGAAGUCGUGAGAAAAUGGCCCCCUUUUUUAAACUUGUUUUUCAACCCCUGAGAAACACAGUUAUUGAAGCGUCCCUGGAGCAGUUCAGUGGUUCUGUGCCUUGCUCAAGGGCACAACAGCAGCAGGAGGCGGCGUCUAGGAUACCCAGAAGCCUACCAGAAUUGUUCCGUUCAGACUUGGGAUUCAAACCAGUGACUUUCCAGUUGCAGGUCUGCCUCUCAGGACAUUAUCAAUUAAAUGUUACCUGGCUAAAACCAUUUACUACAACUACUACAUUACAAACUGUUUUCCUUAGCUCGCUGAAUAACCUAGUGUUGGACUACGGUUAGCAAAAAUCACAGGUUUUCCAGAAAUCCUGGUUGAAAUGUUUACAGAAUCAGAAGGGAAAACACACUGCUACACACAAAACAAGGGCUUCGUUCAAACAUGUACAUUCAAGACAGUUUAUCAAGACAUGAUCAGUGUCGUUAUUAGAACACACAAAUACAGUCUCGGAUGUCUCCUAAAACAUCUAGUUUAUGUAUGAAACCACUGUCGUAUAAUGAUCUGUCAUGUCUUAACUCAACUCUGUUACAUUAUUAGAGACCGAGUAUUCGCACCCCUUGACUUUUUCCCACGUUUUGAAUUGAGAUUUUUGUCACUGACCUACACACAAUAUCUCAGAGUGGAAACAGUUUUUUAUUUUACAAAUUCGAUGACAUAUUUCUGUAUUUCAUUUUCAAAAAA